Molecule: messenger RNA, 9961 nt
Organism: Anastrepha ludens (Mexican fruit fly)
Lineage: Eukaryota; Metazoa; Arthropoda; Insecta; Diptera; Tephritidae
Gene: flfl
Product: serine/threonine-protein phosphatase 4 regulatory subunit 3
Exons: 12
Coding region: 1097-4399 (1100 amino acids)
Biological process (GO): DNA damage response; protein dephosphorylation
Cellular component (GO): protein phosphatase 4 complex; nucleoplasm
Molecular function (GO): protein phosphatase activator activity
Source: RefSeq, a predicted model, not a curated record
AUGGUUAUAUAUGCUUGAUUAUUAAUUCUACAGUAAUUUAUAUUUUUUAAAACCAUCAUUCGAAAUGAAAUUUGUCGACAGUAGAUACAAAUCUUACAAACUCGCGCGCCAUCUCGUGGCUGGUGCUUUAAUAUGAGAUGAUUUGUUGAGACCAAAGGUCGAAAAUUUUUAUAUUGUGAAUCCAAGAUAUGUGCACAUAUCUAAAUUGUAGCGGCGUAUCAGUUUGAUAAACGAUAUUGAAAUAAAAUUCGUAUUUUGUAUAAUUCUUGUAAUCGCUUAGUAAAUUUGCUUCUAUGGCUGGUUAUUUUGUAAAUGCAACGCUGAGCGCUGCGCCGCCAUUUUCGAAUGACGAAUGUGAACACACACACGGAUUCACAGAUUGAGAGAUUCGUCGGACUGGAACAAUCGGAAUCGAAGGAAUUAAAAUCGUAAAAUUUUAGCGAGUGGUGAAGACGACGACGACGACGGCUCGAAUGUAAAAGCUGCGAAUUUUUGUGUAAUUUUGUAGAUUGUGGAGGCUGUAGAAAAUAAAGAAUAAGUCGCUAACGAUUUUAACUAAUUGUAAACGCGUGUGCAACAAUAAAUAUGCGAAGACGCAAAUUAAAGUGUUGAACGGACGAAAGCAAAUAUAUUUGAAGUCAGGCGAGCAUUAAUUACGAGUAAAAAAAAAUAUAUAUAUAUAAACUGAAUUGAAUCAGAAAGGAAUGAAAAAAGUGAAAUAGUGUGGCCAGCGCGAAAAACGUGAAGCUAUAGCUAUUGCAUAUAUAGCAAAGAACUUAAAGACAUAGCGGUGGAGAUUUUUAGAUUUAGCCGAUUUCAUCAUUGCGGUAGCGGCGGAUUAUUUUCGCUGCGCGAAUACUACUUCCAUAUGUAUAACCACACUCCACAAAAUUGUUGAAAAACAAUGACUUCGAAAAGUUUUGAGAAAUUUGAAUUAUAAAUUCAAAAUCCCGUUAGAUAAUCUUCCUUUUCCCGGCGAUUUGCUGAAGGAAAAAGCUGCCAUUGUGCAUUAAUUAAUUGUCUAUUGUCUGCCAAUACACAACCAGUUGAGUAGCGCAAGGGACUAACUAGCAUCGAAAGCUUUCAAAGUAUUUUUAUGUUGCAGACUGAAAAGUACGGAAGAGUUGCUGACCUUGCACUGGAAUUUGUGGGUAACAAAAUAUUCAAAAGAAAGCUUAGAGUAAAACUAAAAAGAUUAAGAGUAGUCAAUUUGGAGGAAAAUAUGACAACAGAUACCCGCCGACGUGUUAAAUUGUACGCUCUGAAUGCGGAGCGACAAUGGGACGAUCGUGGAACUGGUCAUGUAUCUUCGAAUUAUGUGGAUAGACUAAAAGGUAUUUCAUUGUUGGUGCGUGCCGAAUCGGAUGGUUCCUUACUUUUGGAAAGUAAAAUUCAGCCCGACACCGCCUACCAAAAACAACAGGAUACACUGAUCGUAUGGUCAGAGGGCGAUAAUUUCGAUUUGGCAUUAAGCUUUCAGGAGAAAGCUGGUUGCGAUGAAAUAUGGGAAAAAAUUUGUCAGGUUCAAGGUAAGGAUCCAUCAGUUGAAAUAACGCAGGAUAUCGUUGAAGAAUCCGAAGAUGAGCGUUUUGAGGAUAUGUCAGACACGGCACCGCCCAUUGAGUUGCCGCCAUGUGAGCUUGCACGUCUGGAAGAGAUAUCCGAGACCAUACAGAAUUGUUUAACCACACCUUUGCGAAAGGAAAAGCUUUCCAUGGCUUUAGAAUCAGAGAACUAUAUUAAGAAAUUGUUAAAUCUAUUCCAUGUGUGCGAGGAUCUCGACAAUACGGAGGGUUUGCAUCACCUCUUCGAAAUUUUCAAGAACAUUUUUCUAUUAAACAAGAAUGCAUUGUUCGAAAUUAUGUUCGCCGAAGAUACUAUUUUCGAUGUGGUUGGCUGCCUAGAGUAUGAUCCGAGUUCCACCCAACCAAAGAAGCAUCGUCAGUAUUUAAAACAAUGGGCCAAGUUCCGCGAAGCAGUACCGAUUAAGAAUCAGGAUCUGCUCGCUAAAAUUCACCAAACGUUCCGUGUACAAUACAUACAAGAUAUUAUUUUGCCGACCCCAUCGGUAUUUGUCGAAGACAACAUGUUGAACACGCUGUCCAGUUUUAUAUUCUUCAAUAAAGUGGAAAUUGUCACACUCAUACAAGAGGAUGAACGCUUCCUGGUCGAUAUGUUCACACUUUUAACAGAUCCCAGCACCAACGAUGCCAAGCGUCGCGAUAUUGUGCUAUUCCUAAAGGAAUUCUGCAAUUAUGCACAAAAUUUACAACCGCAAGGCAAGGACUCUUUCUACAAGACACUCACCUGUUUGGGCAUAUUGCAAGCACUCGAGAUCACAUUGGUGAUGAACGACGAAAAGACCAAGGCGGCCUCAAUAGACAUACUCACAGCGAUUGUGGAGUUCUCACCGUUGGUCGUACGCAAUUACACACUGCAGCAGGUCAACCGCACAGAGGGGGUAAGUGUGGAUCGCAUGUUAUUGAACAUUGCCAUUGAACAAAUGUUGAGCGACUCAGAGCCAGAGCUGGGGGUCGCCGUGCAAUUAAUGGGCAUCAUUAAAAUUUUAUUGGAACCAGAAAGUAUGCUAACUGAGAAAGCAGACUUUUUGAAUUUCUUCUAUAAGCAUAGCAUACAAACACUGAUUGCACCACUACUUAUUAACACAAUCGGUGAUCGUCCAGAUAGUGAAGACUACCAAACCGCACAAUUGCUUGGCAUUGUUUUGGACAUAUUGUCAUUUUGUGUGGAGCAUCAUACUUAUCAUAUUAAGAACUUUAUCAUACAAAAGGAUCUCCUAAAGAGAAUACUUGUGCUUAUGAAAAGCACACAUACGUUCCUCGUACUUGGCGCGCUUAGACUUUUAAGGAAAAUUAUUGCACUUAAAGACGAGUUUUACAAUAGGCAUAUAGUUAAAGGUAACUUAUUUGCACCAGUUGUCGACGCAUUCAUUAGAAAUAACGGCAGAUACAAUUUACUCGAAUCGGCUAUUCUGGAAUUGUUCGAGUUUGUAAAACUUGAAGACAUCAAAACACUUUGCGUCUAUUUCGUGGAGAAUUUCAGUAAAAUAUUUGAUGAAAUCGAAUACGUACAAACAUUUAAAUAUCUCAAAAAUCGCUACGAUCAGUAUCAAGACCGAAUAAAGGAUCGCGACAAGAUGUCGCUGGAUACCGGUAUACCCAUUAUACGUAGUCGUUUCCGUCGUGACCCGCGACAAAUGGACGACGAAGAGGAGAUGUGGUUCAAUGAGGAGGAGGAUUUCGCCGACGAAUAUGACACCUAUAACAGUGUUAUGAAAUCCGUCACUGAAAAGAAUGGCCCUUCACAAUCUCCGUCACAGCAACAAUCAUCGAUGCAACAAAAAUCGCCACCCCAAGGUGCACAACAUGGCGGCCUGCUGGGCAGCAGUAGCAGCGUGAAUAGUUUGAGCUCCACAACGACUACUUCAACGACAUUAACACCGGCUGUAGGCGUUAGCGGUGUCGGUGGUGUCUCAUCCAUCAGCGGUGUGAGUCUCAGCGAUGUGGUUUCGAAUGCGUCCAAUAGUAGUAGUAGUAUUGAGCAUUCACAGUCUGCCGCUGUUGCCACACAGGCGCAUUUAGGUGCAGCUGCUGUGGCAGCCAAUAUUGCGCUUCAUCAUCAGCAGCAAACGGCACUGCACAAUUUCCAGCAACAACAGCAGCAACUAAAUUUGAAUAGCACAUUGGUGGCAGCAGCUGCAGCCGCUGCGGCAGGUGUGGCCAGCACAUCGGCAGCUGGUGCUGCCCAUUUGGAGGCGCAGAAUCAACACCAGCAUCAACAUCAGCAUCUAGAACAUUCACACGAAGAUCCCGAUAUUGUUGAACUGCGUCAGCAUUUGGUUUCGAUUGUACCACAUCAAGAAUCGGCAUUGGCCGCCGCCGCAACAUCAUCAACUGCCGUCACAGCGUCACCAUCGUCAGCGGUUACAGCCCUGCAAUCGCAAUCGUCAUCAUCAGCAUCGAUAGCAACACCAUCCACAUCGUCUGCACUAUCAGAGACGGCGGCUGCCGCUGCAGCAGCAGCUGCUUCCCAGCUACUGACAUCGAUUGCAUCGAGUGAUGCCGUCGCUGCGGUGGCCGCCGCUGCAGCAGCAGCUGUUGCGGCCACAGUGACUGGUGUGACGCCCAAUAUGAGUGGCGGUGGUGGUGUAGUAACUGCGGCGAGUUUGGCUGCAGCCGUUGUGAAGCACAACGACAGUAUCGAUAAUAUGGGUAGCGGUAACAGCAAAGAGGGAGGAGCUAUUUCGACGGUCGUCACUGGGGAGAGUAUUUUGAAGAAGGGUCUUGUUGAUUAUGAGAGUGACUCCGGCGAUGAGGAUGACUACGAGGAAGAGGAGGAGGAGGAGUCGCCGCACCAGAAGAAGCCACGUUUGGCAUAGCAAAAUUACGCUACUAAUGCAGCAGCCGCAGCGGCGGCGGCAGCAGCAGCAGCGGCCGCCGCAGCUGCAGAAUCAAUUAUUAAAACAUUCGCAACAAUGUCUUCAACACAUUACAACAACAACUGCAACAAUUUGUAAAAGCAAUAGCCAUAAAAAAUUGUAGUAGCCCGUGCCGUACAGCAAAGUACAAGCCAGCAGCUGCAGCAACAACAAUUACAACAUUAGGUGUAACAGAAAUACAAUAAUCAUAGAGCAAAUAAUUAACGAUAACAACAACAAAGUAGCAAGCAACAACCAGUCGGUCUAUGUGACUAAACAACAACAACAGCAACAACAAGCUAAGCCACAGAAGAAUGCGAGCGUAAGAAAUUGGAGGGAACUUUUGGUGUUGAUUGUUGAUAACUGACACUGCAGAUGGAUGAAUGACAGACAAAAUUAAAAUUAAAGAAAAAGCAAAAACGUACAUACAUAAUUAAACAUAGAUGCAUAGAUACAUACUACAUACAAGUAUAUAACGCGUAAUCUACUAGAGAAUAAAUAAAAUGAAAUUAAAUUCGCAAAAUACUAAUUAAAUAAAUUUUGCCGAAUUAUAAAUACAUACAUAAAUAUAGUAUGAGUGGGAAGAGCGGAGUUGAGAAAAUGAUUGAAAUCAUACAAAUCUCAAAACAAAAAAAAAAAAAUUAAAUAAAUAAAAAAUUUGAAAAAUAACAAAUUGCAAGUAAGCAAGUGAAUAAUGAAAAAUGAACACAUACUUCAUACAUUUACUUUAUAAAUUAAUAAAAUUUAAUAGUAAAGGAAAUUAACGUCAUCGUCGUUGUCGUCGCAAUGUUAAAUUUAAUUUGCAGGUGGCAACACAAUAAAUACAAAAAAAUAAAAAAAGAAGAAAAUACACCACUUCUCUGUAUAGAACCUAAACAAACCGUUCAGUGAGAUUUCGCAAUCGUUGUUGCUAAGCUAUAUCAUUACCAAUUUCGAAUAAUAUUUAAAACGAGUGCAACUGUGGGGAAUUAUUUUAGCCUAGUUCGGGCCGGUUUUUCAUUGCAAGUUUAACCAUAGUGAAUUUUUAAGCUAAACUCAAUACUGGAAGAUUACAAGAAUGAUAGAUUACCAGGUUUGUUCAGUAGUUAUGGCGAAAAGUAAAAUUGUGCGCGCAACUUUGGCUUGGAAACGAUUUCUGCGCGCUCGUUUCACUCUCACACACGCGCGUUCAAUCAGUCGUUGUUCGGAUGACAAGGAAGUAGCUUAAGCGAAGGUUAUGUUGAUUUUUUUCGUAUAUCACCAACACAAUCUGAGUGUUUUUGUUUUUUGUAAACAUAUCUACUGUUACGUCAGCGCAUCAGCUGAUUCUGUCAAAUUCACUGAGAGUCGCUUAACGGUCUGACAUUGUCCAUGCCUGCGAAGAUCUUUUCACCAUGACAAGAUUAGCUGAAAACACUGUGUUAAAUUUGAACUGAAAAAUCUGGCAUUUAGCUGCAAUCAUCCGUACUGUUAAUCCGUGCUGCAAAUCUUUCCCUUAAAAAUGCAUUAUCAAAACAGGAUAUUGUGUAAGCGUUAUAAAAAAAACCGCUCUUGGUAGUUGCGAGUAACUACAUGACUUUGGCCGCUAUAUUAUAGUGAACUCUCUCCUUACGGACACCUCUCAAGCGGACACUUUUUUCAUUACCUACCACAAAUCUUUAAGAAUUAAAAAAAAAUAUCUUUAGCGUACGACCCUCCCCCAAAUAUAUUAUUAACUUUUUUUAACGCUUUUCUCAUAAAUGGACCAAUUUUGGAGUCCCUUAGGUGUUCGCUUAAGAGAGAGUACACUGUAUUCAAAGGAAUUUUCGGAGUUGGAUGUUUAGCAAAAUCGAAUUUAAAAUUUCUCUUCUAAUUCGCGCAAAAAUUUAAAUAGAAAAAUAUCGAAGGUGAGGGAAAUGAGUUGCAAAACAAAAAAAAUACGAUUUUUCGAAUGAUGGUACAAGCAUAUACUCGUAUUUAGUGGCAUGCACCAUUUUAACUAUAUUUAAGUGACAUGUUCACCUAUAUAGGCCGUACCGUCAAACGUUUUGGAGUCGUGCAAUUAAAAUAAUUUCGUUUGUUUUGAUUAAAAAAACGUCAUUGGCAAAAUUGAAAAAAAAAACAAAUGAAAAAUAAAUCAAAUGAAAUGUUCUUGCAUUUAUAUAAUUAAUUUUCGAAAUUCUUACCAUAUAUAUUUAUGUAUAUAUUAUGCAUUGUAUUGGUACAUUCUAGAAGUCCACUCAUCAUUCAGCCACCUCUUUUCUACUAAGGGGCACGAUCUAACAGUUCAUUCAUUAAAGUGUGCUCGUUGCAUCUAUGCCUGCCGAACCCUACCCAUACACAUGCACCAGCUCACUCAUACACAGCCUCACUCAAACAGCUACGAUCACAUUCACAAUGAACCGAGUUUUAGCUAUACCUUGAAAAGUAAUUCAUUUAAAUAAGCAUAUGUAACUAACAGCAACAACAACAAGAUCGUGCACAUGAAAAUACCUACACAAUGCAUUGAGACACACAAAAAUCUUGCAUCUUGUAGUUAAAAUUCUAAAAUUUAAAAGGCAGCAAAUUGUAAAAUGCUACACCAGAAGAGACUAGGAAGAUUUUGUAAUAAUUAUGAAAAUAUGUUAGUAUUUGUAAAUGAGUGUCGUUGUAGUAGCAACAUACGCAUAUUGUUAUGUAUGUUUAACUAGAAAUACACGAAAAUAUCCAAAUGCAUGAGAUGUGGAAAUUAUGUACGCAUAACAGGCUUUAAUGUGUGAAAAAUCAAAUGCUUCAACUGCUGUAUCUCCACAUGGUCUGUCAAAGCUGUUGUUUUUGGUUAUGUUUAAGAUACAAAAACCAUACAAAACUCACUUACGACUCUUGAAACAAGUGGCUGAGUAGUUUUCUAUUUGUUUUUGUUGAAGCGAUUUUCUGAUUAGUCCGUAAAAUUGGGUUGUAUAUCGUAAUUCUUUGCCGAUUAAAUUUAACACGUUAUUUAAAUUUUAAUUUACGGAACUAAAAUGUUGCCAGUCUUGAUUUGCCUAAAAUUAAUAUUAAAUUUUUUUAAUAAAUGUAGAUUUAUCAACUGAUAUAAAAAAAUACAUUUCUAUUAAAAUUACUAUUCGAUCUCACUGAUUUCCAGUUACAAAAAAAAGAGAAAAAAAAAAAACUUGCUACAUUGUGAAUUUGUGUCGCUUACCUUUGUUGAGUAUAUUAAAACCAGGUUUAAUAUUCGGCCACGCUCAAUCCAAUCCAGCUCUCUGCUGAGUUUGAUAAGGGAACUGGGUCUGCUUGAGGUAUUGUGAUGAGCAGAGGCCACAAAAGCCGCUGAGGUCGAAGUGCGAACCUCGAAGAAAUAUAUCCAUCUAUCAAUCUAAUAUUUGGCUGCUGACUACUGCAUUUGCAAGUGAGGAAUGAGUUGCUUAUUCAUAAAAAAUAACAUUUAAAUUUAUAGCUUUUUUUGCUUUUCCUCGGAGGAGGCGCAAUUUUUUUCAAACAGUUUUGGGUUUUGCAAAAAGAAAAACAGAAAAGUGACUAAUAAUUUUGACUCGAUUGUUGUUUCUAUAUUCAAAAGCGGCGGGUUGCACCUCACUUAGGUACCGUAAUUGCCAGUGAAAAUCUGCGAUUAAAAUAGGUGAACUGCUAAAAUUUAUUUCAGCGAAACAUUUUACAUUUUAUUUCCAGUUAACGAUUUUAUUUCACUCGCAUACGUACUUCAACUCAUUUCCCUUCGUGCCUUUUUCUUCAAAACUUAAUAAAAUUGUUUUUUUUAAUUUUCAAACAAAGCCGUGUUUCAAGCAUUUCCAAAAUUUAAAAUUUGCGCUUUAACAAACACAAAUUCAAACUUACAAAAAAAAAAAAAAAAAUAUGUAUACAUAUAUUUAAAAAGAAAAAAAAAUAUUAUAAAUAUCAAAUUGUAUGUAUGUUUUCAUUAGUUUUGUUGUAAUAUAAAGAAAUAUAAUUUAGUAUAUACAGAUAAAAAAUAUGUUUAGGUCCAUACGUAUACAUAUUAUGUACUAUAUGAGCAAAGUAAUAAGAACAAAAAAUGAGAAAAUCGAUGGUAUGUAAAAUAUAUCAUUAAUCAACAAAAAACAGACAAACACACACACACACCAAUGCGGCUUCAUAGAUAUAACUACACGCAUACAUACAUGCAAACCUUUGAGAGUAAGAGGAUUGCUAAGACGAAAUACAGUCAGCGGAGUCCAAAAAAAAAAAAAAAAUUUAAGUUCUAAAUAUUAAAUAAAAUAAAUAUAUGUUUGUAUGUAUUUUCGCAUACAUUUUAAACUAUAUUACUUACUUUAAAUAUUCGAUCAUUUUGAAGUGUUUUCUUUUCAGUUUUGCGUACAUGGUUUUUUGUCUGUCGCUUUUGUCCAUUUAUAUCUUACUUUCUUAUUUAUUUAUUUUUAUAUAUUUUUAAAAAUUAAAAAAAAAAAUUUUUUAAUUUUUUAUAGAUAAGUUUUCUUUCGUAUUUAUUUUUCUUCCUUAUUUAUUUUUCUUUCUUACUUAGUUUUCUUUCUUAUUUAUUUAUUUUUUUUCUUAUCGAUUUUCCUUUCCUAUUUAAUUUUAUCCCUAAUUUUUUUCUUUCUUUAUUUUUUUUUUUAUUUAUUUUUCUUACUCUAUUUUGCUUUCUUAUUUAUUUUUCUUUCUUAUUUAUUUAUUUAUUUUUUUUCUUAUCUAUUUUCCUUUCCUAUUUAUUUUUUUUUCCUAAUUUUUUUCUUUCUUAUUUAUUUUUCUUCCUUAUUUGUUUCUGUUUCUUAUUUAUUUUUCCUUCCUAUUUAUUUUUAUUUAAUAUUUAUUUUUCUUAAUUUUUUUUUCCUUACUUUAUUUUUCUUUUCUAUCUACUUUUCUUUCGUAUUUAUUUUUCUUUGUUAUUUAUUUUUCUUACUUAUCUAUAAUACUUUUCCUUCUUAUUUAUUUACUUUCUCUUUCACAAGUCUACUUUUACUUCUAUUCCUUCUUGUUUAUUCGCUUGUACGCAGUUAAAAUAGAGGCCUUGAUUUUUUGUGCCACUAAAUUAGUGUCCUGCCACUCACUUGUUUCCUUCCAUUCAAGCACCCAUCAUCUCAAACUAGUUCACACGUUCAAUAGGCAGUCGAUAACUACUUGAAAAAAAUGCUAUUUGCACACCCACAUACACAUUUACAAUCAAUCGCACACAAACACCGCCACUUACAACAUUUACACGUAAGGAGUAAAAAAUUUUUGCUUUGCAAUUAAAAGAGAAAAGUAUAAAAACUAGAGGUUUUGUGUUAAAACCAAUAAACGAGAAGUGAAUAACAAAAUUAAAAACAAUAAAUAAAUAAAUGAAUAAAUAAAAUAAGUUGAUCGGCAACAAGUAUGUGAAGUUGUUGUUGCAGUGCAUCAGAAACACAGACGAAAGUUAUGUUAGUUAUUCUUAAUCAUUAAAAAUAUGGAUGAAUGGAUGAAAAUAUAGUUUUUAUUACUUACUAUAAUUAAACUACUAUUAUAAUUAUAAAAAUUAUCAUUAUCGAUAUUACGAUUAAUUAUGCAGUUAAAUUUAUUUAAUUAUGUGUGUUUUAUAUAUACAGAUGUAUGUAUUUACAAGUGCAUAGUCGCGCC